AUAGAACUCACUCAUGCUUCUUGCUAACUUUAUUUGAAAUUCUUUUAAAAAUUUUGCAUAUUAUACAUCUAUAAAUUUAGGGAAUGCAUCAUAGAUUCACAGGAAUGAUGACCAUGCACCGCUGCCGUCUUUUCAAUCUACAUUGCUGACUCUCUUGACUGUUAACUUCAGUAUUAAAUUUUGUGAAUCUUCACUUCUUGUGGAUAUAAUUAUCAUGGCUACUGGCCAUGGUAACCUCUACACAGCUGCUGGAAAAAUGGGGACACAGAUUGGGUCGUUAUUAAAGAGAGUUUGGGACAAAGAUUCAGAGGGUAGUCAGGGGCUGAGGCUCUUAGUGACGGGAAAGUCAGGAGAAGGAAAGUCCACGCUUGUCAAUGGAUUACUGGGUGCCAAGGUUGCUGUAGAGGGAGCUGGCAGUGAAAGAAUCACAACCAAAGUUGAAGAGUAUAAAGCAGAUCUCGAAGGUGUUCCAGUCACCGUGUUUGAUUCACCUGGCCUACAAGACGGCACAGGGGAUGAAGAUCAGUACAUAGAUGAUAUGAAGAAGAAAUGUCAAACACUCAGUUUAGUUCUUUAUUGCACAAAAAUGACAAACAAUCGUUUAAAAGAUGAAGACAAACAUGCCAUAGUAAAGCUUACAAAAGAAUUCGGUCAAAAGUUCUGGAAGUAUGCUGUUCUUGUUCUUACAUUUGCUAACCAUGAAGAUGUGGAAAGACGUGAUGAAAGAGAUAAAGAUGAAGGGCCCGAGCCUGAUGAUGAUGAUGAGGAGAGCUGGAAAGAGCUUAAGAAGAAAAGAUUUGAAGGUCGUCUCAAGAAAUGGAAAGAUGGCUUUCACAAGUUUCUCAUAGAAGAGGUUGGAGUGCAAAGAGAUAUAGUUGAAAGGAUUCUUGUAGUACCAGCUGGAGAUCACAGAGUAACAAGAAAAAAUAAGGAACCCUACCGUCUUCCUGAUCGUGAUGAUUGGUUUAAGGAAUUGUGGCUGGCUUGCAUCUUACGAGUGAAGGGAAUAAAACUCUUCCUUCAAAUCAAUAAAAGUAGAAUUGUCGCUGAAGAUGAAGUCGAAACUGGAGCUGAAGUGACUGCAGAGCAAGAACCAGAGUUGUUGGAGAAACUGAAACAAUUCUUGGAAGCAAAUGAAAAUAUUCAAGAGCCUCCUGAUGUAGAAGACAGCACACUACAACUUACAGAUGCACCUGCAGUAGAUGAGACAUAUACAGCAAAGCUUCAAGAAAACAUAAAGAAGAUGGAUAAAGAAGCUUGGGUGAAGGGGCAAGAGGCACAGUUAAAGGAGAAAGAGGAAGAAAUUAGAAAACGAAGAGAAGAAGUUGAGAAGCAACUUGCAGAAGAACAAAGACAAGAAAUUAAAAGGCAAACAGAAAAAAGAAAUUGUGAUUCACAGAAGUAA
Messenger RNA from Amphimedon queenslandica, 1405 nucleotides. RefSeq names its product axoneme-associated protein mst101(2)-like. Gene Ontology annotation, molecular function: GTP binding. Lineage: Eukaryota; Metazoa; Porifera; Demospongiae; Haplosclerida; Niphatidae. The record is from RefSeq and is a predicted model, not a curated record. The transcript is spliced from 3 exons. Bases 215 to 1405 code for a protein of 396 amino acids.